This is a messenger RNA of Anguilla anguilla (European eel), 1257 nucleotides long. It is a transcript of the gene pagr1, whose product is annotated as PAXIP1 associated glutamate-rich protein 1. The record is from RefSeq and is a predicted model, not a curated record. The transcript has 5 exons. Bases 289 to 1143 code for a protein of 284 amino acids. NCBI's taxonomy places the organism in Eukaryota, Metazoa, Chordata, Actinopteri, Anguilliformes, Anguillidae.
AUGUUUACAUUUGUUCGGACAGACAUUCUGGUGCUAGCUAGCUAACGAAUAAAAAAAAUUGUACGUAGACAGUAUAAGUGACUUCUAGCUACAUACACAAACUGCGAAAGCAAAAGGACUGUACUCCUAACGUUUAAAACGAGGUCAGUUUUUAAGAUUAUUUUAAAAGGCGAAUGUUACAGUAAACCGAAUGAAGCUCUACUACUAGCAAACCAGUCACGGCAAAGUUAACGUUAGCCAAUUUUAACAUGGAUUACAACGUCAGUUACUGAACAAACUCGCCAUUUGAUGCAGUGCCAGAGUGCAGAAGCAGCAGACUCUUCCCUGAGAGAUGGAAUGGAGUCUCUGGGAGUUAAGGAGGAAGAUAAGGCUGCGGUUAUGAGACAGGAUGAAGAUGAUACUAAGGGAAAAGAAGGGAUGGAUGCAACAGCUGGAACAAAUGAGGACAGAGCUGAAGAUAAAGAGAAAGAUGGUGACAAUGAUGAAGAUGCCAUGGAGGAAGAAGAGCAUGAAGAAAGAAAAGAGGAAGAUGGGACAGAGGUGGAGAGAGAUACCGAACAGGAAGAGGAGGAUUGGGAGAUUCCUUGUAGUGAUGAAGAGAUCGAAAACCCUAAAAACUGGACACCACCACCUGCUGAAAUUAAGCGACUGUAUGAAAUUUUGGCCAAAGGGGAAAUGCUGGAACUGAACUGGAUUCCUCUCCCCCGACGACCCCCUACCCCACAGCAAACCCCCUCCCCAGAGAGAGAUGAUGAUUCUGAGGAGGAGAGAGAGAGAGAAAGGGAGGAGAGAGCACGCAAAGCUCCUUCCCCCACUGAGUUUGAUUUUGAUGAUGACCAAGCUUCUGUGACACCCAAAACCAGCUACAUCCAUUGCCGCACAAAACGAGGGUCCUCCGCUCGUUCCGCGGUGCGAAGGGAGGCCAGGCUGGACAAGGUGCUGUCUGACAUGAAGAGGCACCGAAAGAUCGAGGAGCACAUCCUCAGGACAGGCCGUGACCUCUUCAAAAGCGAGAACGGGAGGGCAGCCGGAGGAGGGGAGAGGCAGGCCCUCUCUCCCAACUCCCAGAGAGAAAGGGAAAAGGAAAGGGAGAGAGACAGUGACCCCAGUACGAUCUUUUCACCCAGACAGAGGCGUUAUUGAGGCUGAGAGACAAACUGAGGGAGUCCUCAGGUCUUACUUGCCAAACCGGAGGUUUGUACUUGUAAAUAAUGUUUUAAUUAUUGAUAGUUAAAAUAAACCUUUUACUGAAAUUGG